This is a messenger RNA of Lactuca virosa, 579 nucleotides long. The record is from the annotation of a GenBank genome assembly. Lineage: Eukaryota; Viridiplantae; Streptophyta; Magnoliopsida; Asterales; Asteraceae.
AUGGAAUCUUUUAUUCCAUCCAAACAAGCACACUUUAAUGAGUUGUUAACUUGUUAUGCUCUUGAUUUCCAGGCAUAUGCAACAAUCGAAGAAACUACCCAAAUACCCAAUUCAGAAAUAGAUCAGGCAAAACUUCUCCUCGACUUACAAAAAGAUAACCGCGAUCUAAGAGCACAAUUAUCACGCCAACAACAAAAACUCUUAAUAUUUCACGCACAAUCUUUAGCAGCCAUAUCUCCUAUGCCUUCCACAAUAUCAUCGACCUUAACAACGCCUCCAACUUCUUGUAGACCAAAAAAACGAAGAACAAUAGCAUCGUGCUUAACUACCAACUGUUUCACACCAGAAUCAAAGAAAAGAAGCAGCAGUCCCCCCCCCCCCCCCCAGGAAACGGGUUUUAAGACCCCUCCUACCACCUCCUCUCUAGGCAUUCCUCCCAUUGCAGGUCACACAAAUAGAAGAACAGAGAUCCAACAAAGCUUUCUUCUUCGGCGACGCCUUAUCUCUGAAAGCUCCUCUUUCUCCGACGGUGAACUAGUACCCUUUUCCAUCACCGGUAACCACCCAUUACCACCAUAA